Molecule: messenger RNA, 3012 nt
Organism: Cydia pomonella (codling moth)
Lineage: Eukaryota; Metazoa; Arthropoda; Insecta; Lepidoptera; Tortricidae
Product: lipase member H-A-like
Exons: 4
Coding region: 1299-2198 (299 amino acids)
Biological process (GO): lipid metabolic process
Molecular function (GO): lipase activity
Source: RefSeq, a predicted model, not a curated record
GUUAAUGUGUGUGUAUGGUAAGUUCGCUGUUGUUUAUCAAUUAAGGGCCUUCCCACACCAGCGGCUUCUGAGAGUCAGCGUCUAGUCAACUCUAUGGCUGCUGCUUAACCCAAUGUUGGCGCAACUGCGCAAGGACACCAUUAUCAUUCCAUAGCGCAAAAGACGCUGAUGUACUGAGGGCCUACCGCGGAACACAUUCGACGUGUUGCCUCCCUGUUCCACUUUCGGACGAGUUUACAAGUGCGACAGAGAGGCAACACGUCGAACGUGGUUCGCGGUUGGCCCUCUGGCACUUUUCUCACAAACCCGCCGCCAAAAUGCCGCUCUACAUCUCGCGGUCACGUGGAACGGGGAUAAAUGGGGACCCGUAAUUCUAGUAGUAGAUUCACAGAACCCGAAAGCAAACCUUAAUAUCUCCGUUCAACUUUCAUGUAUUAACAUAGAACCCUGCAAAAUUGGGCCAGCGAAAUGGCCGUUUGAAGUAUUUUACAGAUUGCGCCAGCAGUUUUAGCUGUCAAUCCUAUGAAUAGUGUCAAAUUCUUGUUUUUUAGGGCUCAACGCCCAAAGGGAAAACGGGACCCUAUUACUAAGAAUCCACUAUCCGUCUGUCACCAGGCUGUACCUAUCUUAUGAAUCGUGAUAGCUAGACAGUUGAAACUUUCAAAGAUGAUAUAUUUCUGUUGCCGCUAUAACAACAAAUACUAAAACAGAAUAAAAUAAAUGUUUAAGGACCCACAAAAAAACAUACAAAAAGACAUACAAAAAAACGUGAUUCUUUUGCCGUUUUUAUCGUAAUGGUACGGAACCCUUCGUCAUCCUUCGUGUGCGAGUCCGACUCGCACUUGGGCGGUUUUUUUUAUGUUUAAAGCCAGGCCUAGGUUCGUGUUAACCCAAAUCUCAUAAAUAAAACUAGAAACAAAUAAAGACUAUGCUAGCGCCAUCUAUAAAACUGUCGACAGUUGCCAACCCCAUUGUAACUACCGCGCAAAGCUAUUUAAAAAGUGAUAACAUGAAUUUCUAGCCGGCGUCCGUUCCGUGUCCUCCGACGACGGAUACGACACGGAGUGGUUGUGUUACGACGAGAACGGAAGAACGGAACCGAGCACACGAUAUUCAAAAACAAUAAAAACCGCAAUCCAAGGCAAGCACGGCCGUCCGCUCAAUGCUCAUCGAGCUGCGUUGGCAGACGCAUAACGUUUUAACAUGAAUUUCUAGCCGGCGUCCGUUCCGUGUCGUCCGACGACGGAUACGGCACGGAAUGGCUGUGCUACUACGACGAGAACGGAACCGAACACACGAUGAACUUCUCCGCGCUGCCGGACGAUUCCGACGGCUGGAUAUUCGGAGGCGUAUAUUUUUACCUCUACACCAGGAACAACUCAAAUGAUCCAGAACUCUUGCAAACAGAAAUAAAUGGUCAAACGAAGAGCCAGUAUUUCGACCCCUCAAGAGACACCAAAGCAUUGACACACGGUUGGAGAGGUAGCGGCAAUGAUACUUGGAUACAGAUUCAGAAGACACAUUUCUUAGACAGAGCCGAUUUGAACGUUAUAGUAGUGAAUUGGCAUGAGCUGGCAAAGAACCCGAAUUACGUGUGGGCGGCGUUAUCCACGCGGUACGUGGGUAAGCAGCUGGCAAAGUUGCUCAAUUCGAUGGUCGACAACUUUAAUACGACGGGAGAACAAAUGCAUUUGAUAGGACACAGCUUGGGAGCGCAGGUCAUGGGAUACGCUGGAAUGUUUUUCAGUAAAAAUAUGUUUAGAAUUACCGGGCUAGACCCCGCUCGCCCGCUGUUCGAAUUACCCCCAAUGCCUGACGAAUACCGUCUGGACAGAACUGACGCCAUGUUCGUAGACAUCAUCCACACGGAUGGAGGCUUCUUCGGGUACAAAGAGAGCUACGGGCAAGCGGACUUCUACCCCAACGGGGGAACAUCUCCGCAGCCGGGAUGUGAGGGAGAGGAUCGGGGACACGUAGAUUCUUGCAGCCACAGUAGGUCGCACGAGUUUUUCGGAGAAUCAAUUCAAAGCAGCGUCCCGUUCACUUCCUACCUGUGCGACGACUUCCAAGGCUUCGAGAAUGGCGAGUGCAAGACCAACACGUCCAGCAUGGGCGAGCCAGCCCAACCUAGAUCAGAGGGAAACUACUAUCUGCAUACGAGAAACGAGUCUUUGUACGCGUUGGGAGACGAAUUCUAGAAAAUUAGUAAAUUUCCACACUAUACACAUAUUGUGGUCUAUUUACUAUUUACAAAAUUAUAACUUAAGAUGCCUCAUAGAAUUUUGAAAUGUCUUACCUACCUAUUGUAUUGGGGUGAAAGGUAUAUGGGGUUACUUUCAUAGUUAACACAUUAUUCUUUAUUUACUCGAAUUGUUCGUGUAAUUAUUGACAUUACAAUGAAUUUAUAUUUACUUACAAUUAAAUAAAAAUCCUACAUAAAAUAAUGGCUUAAAAACUGGAAUUUCAAAGUAGAGUGACUGCAUUUCAUGGCUAUACCCCAUUAUACGGUAUCUGACAGACUGCUCCGCACCAUAUCUAAUGUCCAAGUGGCAUUUGAAAUAGCUGUGUGGGAGCACUAUUAGGGUAUUUUGCCUUUCUUUACUUAUUGGCUUAUUUGUGUAACAAAAAUGUUCCGUGCGAGUGGCAUUAAAAAUUCAAUUCAAUUUCAUUUAUUGAGAGACCAACUGAGAUCAUUAUUGUUAAUAAAAGAUUUAUAUCUUAAAAUAUAUGGUUAGUACUAUACACAAUAACGGGAAUGUCAAUAAAUUAAUGAUAAAUAAGAAUAAAUUAAUUAAUUGAAAUUGGAAAGUGGAGUGAAAAUGAAACAAAGGUGACAUAUCAAAAUUGUAAUCAAGUAACAAAAAAAUCAAGUAAGUAUCACAGUUGCAUCAUCAAGGUAUCACAAUAAUAAAUGUUAUUAACAAACAUAAUAAAAUCAGUCAAAGUUUUUGUUUCUACUACUUAUUAAUUUAAUUGGAAAUGCUUAACUUACUAAUAUCAAGUCUCCUGACC